Lodderomyces pseudojiufengensis is the source of this 1068-nucleotide messenger RNA. RefSeq lists its product as uncharacterized. Gene Ontology annotation, biological process: mRNA export from nucleus. The record is from RefSeq and is a predicted model, not a curated record. Gene Ontology annotation, cellular component: THO complex part of transcription export complex. The transcript has a single exon. Gene Ontology annotation, molecular function: protein binding. The coding region runs from base 1 to 1068 and encodes 355 amino acids. NCBI's taxonomy places the organism in Eukaryota, Fungi, Ascomycota, Pichiomycetes, Serinales, Debaryomycetaceae.
AUGAAUUUCAAUGAUCCAUCACAAUAUAUAAAACAUAAUCAAGCAUUUUUCCGAAAGUUUAAACCAAUAGUAUAUAGAGAUAAACCAAUAAUAGGUCAUACAACAACAUCAACAGAAAUUAUAACAAUAUCAAUAAAUCCAUGUGGUUCAAGAGUUGUUUAUUCAAGAACUGAUAAAACUAUAAGAAUAUAUAAGAGUUAUACUGAUGGAUUAUAUGAUCCUAUAACUAUUGAAGAUGCUCAUUUAAAAUCAGUUGAAAGUAUUAGUUGGAAUCCAAAAACUGAAUUUGAUUUUGCAACGGUGGGAAACGAUGAAAAUAUUAAAAUAUGGAGAAGUUUAAAUGGUAGUUUAGUUAAUAUAAUAAAGACUGAACUAAAAAAUUUAAGAAUUGUAAGAUAUUCAAUUGAUGGAGAAAUUUUAAUUGCAAUUGAUAAAUCGUCUACAAUUUUAAUUUAUUCAGUAUUAAAUAAUUAUAAAUUAAUUCAAAAGUUUAUAAUUAAUGAAUAUAUUUAUGAUUUACAAUGGUUUAAUUAUGAACAUUCAUAUUUUAUAUUAGCAUUACAUGAUGGUUCAUCACCAAUAUAUGAAAUAAAUAAUGAUGGUGAAUUUGAUCCCAAGAAAGAUAAUAAUGAAUUAUAUAAAAUAAAAACUAUAAUAAAAGGUCAUAGAUCAUCAACAAAUACAAUAGCAGUAUCACCAAAAGGUUCAUAUUUUGUAAUUGGAGGAAGUGAUGGUAUAAUAAGUAUAUGGAACACGAUAAAUUUAUUAAACAAAAAUGUUAUAACAGAUAUUGAUCAAUCAAUUUCAAAUAUAAGUUGUUCAAGAGAUGGAACAUAUUUUAGUGCAAGUUUUGAAAAAAAUUCAAAUUCUAUUAUAUAUGAUAAUGAUUUAUGUAUAAAAAUGUUUGAGAUCCCUAAUAGUGAAAGUGGUAAAUUUACUUUUAAUUGUGUUUAUUGGUUUCCUUCAAAAACUGAAUUUGUUUAUUCAAGUGAUUUUGGUACUACUUUAACUUUAAUGCAUAAACCUGAAGAAACAAGAACGGGAAUAAGACCAUUAAAUAGGAGGUAG